CUUCUGGCCUUCGCGACCUGUCUUCGCUUUCUAUCCAAGCCCCGCAGCUCCCUCUUCCAUCCAUCGCACAAACCUAAUCUCUGCACAUAUGCAUACCUCUGCUCUUCGACCCUGGGCUCUGGCCCUCGUGGCCCUGGCUCCUCUCUCGAGCGCCGCUCCUGCUGGGCACGACCUGGCUGCUCUGAACACUGGCGGCCACUUGGCCGUCAACCUCGACGCCUCGGCGCCUUCGCUUCAGAUCCCUCCCCCGAUGCCUCAGGCCUGGCCUCCCGUCGAUCAGCUGCAUUUCAUUCCCGAUUCGUUCCUCACGGACCCGCUGGUUCAAAAUGCCCUGGCUUAUGUGCAGGCCGUCGUCCCAGCCAAUCUGCUCAAUCUCCCUGUGUCGACCUACAUCAGUGGUCCCACCGUCAACUACACUGCCGAUCCCGUCGCCAACUGCUACUGGCCCAAGACCCAGUGCGUCCGCACCACCGCCACUGCAAACUACCAGGCCGAUGUUAUUCAGUGCCCUCAGCAGAGCACCUGGGGCCUCGCCUUUGACGACGGACCAACCAACGACACCGUCAACCACUACGACUCCAUCUCCAUUCGCCAGCAGCUCGACAAGAUGAACAUCAAGGCCACCUUCUUCAUCGUCGGCACCAACCUCAUCAUUCGCCCGAACAUUGUCCUGGACGAGUACAACGACGGCCACCAGAUCGGCGUCCACACCUGGACCCACCACCCGCUCACCGCUUGCACCAAUGCCCAGAUCGUGGCCGAGAUCAAGUACACCGAGGCCCUGAUCUACCAGACCAUUGGCAAGGUGCCCAACUUCUUCCGUCCUCCCUAUGGCGACAUUGACGACCGUGUCCGUGCCAUCCUGAGCGCCCUUGGCUACACCAUCACCAUCUGGAACAAGGAUGACUUUGCCGCCGACCAGGCCACCACCUCGGCCACGAUUGAGAAGGGCCUGGUCAACAACGUCACCUCGCAGUGGCUCCUCCCCAAUCAGCCUGGAUUCGUCUCCCUCAGCCACGACAUUACCCCGUUCACCAGCGAGGUUGUCCUUGAUUACCUCAAGUACAUUGACACAAACCGCGCAAGCAUCCCCCUGACCAUCGAGCCCGUCGGAACCUGUGUCAACAUUCCAUGGUACCGCGCCAACUCGACUAUCGUCGCUUCGUCCACCACUUCCUCCGGAGCUUCCGCCACAGCCACCAAUGGCAAUGGCAGCGGCUCGCUGAACAAGUCUGGCGCUGCUUCGGUUAGCGCCAUGACGGCCAACACCAUUGCUGCUGUCUUUGGAACCGUUGCUCUCGGCCUCGUUGUCAUGCUUGCCCAGUAA
Polychytrium aggregatum is the source of this 1327-nucleotide messenger RNA. RefSeq lists its product as uncharacterized. The record is from RefSeq and is a predicted model, not a curated record. Gene Ontology annotation, biological process: carbohydrate metabolic process. The coding region runs from base 89 to 1327 and encodes 412 amino acids. Gene Ontology annotation, molecular function: chitin deacetylase activity. NCBI's taxonomy places the organism in Eukaryota, Fungi, Chytridiomycota, Chytridiomycetes, Polychytriales. Gene Ontology annotation, cellular component: membrane. The transcript has 4 exons.